This is a messenger RNA of Fragaria vesca subsp. vesca, 1347 nucleotides long. RefSeq names its product serine carboxypeptidase 24-like. The record is from RefSeq and is a predicted model, not a curated record. NCBI's taxonomy places the organism in Eukaryota, Viridiplantae, Streptophyta, Magnoliopsida, Rosales, Rosaceae. The transcript is spliced from 9 exons. Gene Ontology annotation, molecular function: serine-type carboxypeptidase activity. Bases 1 to 1347 code for a protein of 448 amino acids. Gene Ontology annotation, biological process: brassinosteroid mediated signaling pathway; proteolysis.
AUGUUGUCUCUAACAACCACCACCAUCAAUGUGGCAGCGACGGCGAAAGAGCAAGAGCUAGAUCGAAUUACAGCGCUGCCGGGACAACCGCCAGUUUCGUUCUCACAGUAUUCUGGUUACGUCACCGUCAACAAGAAACAUGGCCGUGCUCUCUUCUACUGGUUCACUGAAGCCACUGCUUCUCCUCAUAACAAACCUCUCGUUCUUUGGUUCAAUGGAGGACCAGGUUGUUCAUCAGUGGCUUAUGGAGCAUCAGAAGAAAUUGGCCCAUUUCGGAUUAAUAGAACCGGUUCAUCUCUUUAUCUCAACAAAUAUUCAUGGAACAGAGAAGCGAAUAUUCUCUUUCUUGAAUCGCCUGCUGGUGUCGGUUUCUCAUAUACAAACACAAGCGCUGACCUUAUUGAUUCUGGGGACAAAAGGACAGCUCAGGAUGCUCUAACCUUUUUGCUCCAGUGGUUAUCAAGAUUUCCUCAAUACAAAUACAGAGAAUUCUACAUUUCCGGGGAGAGCUAUGCAGGGCAUUAUGUUCCUCAGUUGGCCAAGGAAAUCGUCAAUUACAAUAAAGCACAUUCCCAUCCCAUUAUCAAUCUGAAGGGAUUUAUUGUGGGCAAUGCUGUAACAGACAAUUAUUAUGAUAGCAUUGGAACCGUGGCAUAUUGGUGGACACAUUCUAUGAUAUCUGAUCACACCUACAGAUCAAUCCUCGACCACUGCAAUUUCACAGCCGAUAAAUCAACAACACAAUGCGAUGACGCUGUAAAUUAUGCCAUGAACUAUGAGUUUGGAGAUAUUGACCAGUACAGUAUUUACACACCAUUUUGUUUGACACAGAUUACUAACUCCGCAAGGAAUCUAAGGCUGAAAAACACUCUUCUGUGCCGACGUGGGUAUGAUCCGUGCUCUGAGAAUUAUGCAGAGAAGUACUAUAAUCGGCCAGAUGUACAGAAGGCAAUGCAUGCAAAUAUUACUAAAAUCCCAUACAAGUGGACUGCUUGCAGCGAUACUCUUAUCAAGAAUUGGAAUGAUUCAGAAGAUUCCAUGCUGCCUACAUACAAGGAGCUGAUGGCAGCUGGUCUAAAAAUCUGGGUUUUCAGCGGGGACACAGAUUCAGUAGUACCAGUGACGGCUACUAGAUUUUCUCUUAGUCAUCUCAACCUUACUAUCAAAACCCCUUGGUAUCCAUGGUACACAGGAGGCCAGGUGGGAGGAUGGACAGAAGUCUACCAUGGCUUAACCUUUGCAACUAUACGAGGUGCCGGCCACGAGGUUCCACUGUUUCAGCCAAAGAGAGCCUUCGUGCUUUUCCAAUCAUUUUUAGCAGGAAAACAAUUGCCAAGACCUAAUUGA